UGCAAUUCCACACCGGUGCUUCACGUACCGGCGCACCGUGAUAAACAUUUCAGUAGUGAAACGGGUCCCACAGAAAGUGCAUAUUUGGCAGCUCGACUUGUGCGCAACUUAAACGCAAUGAAAUUCAGAAACUUUGCAAUCGGAUUGCUCGUGACGACGCUCUGCCAUGUGCUCAACAGCGCAGAAAGCGCAAAUAUACUCAGUUUAGUCGAGGUUAUAGCGCCGGAUCAACAAAUUUGGCACGAUGCGAUUAUCAGGGGUCUAAUUAAACGCGGCCAUAAAGUGACGCUAGUCAGCGGCAGUACAUUGCACUCGAAAUCGCCACAGUUCACACAAAUUCAUUUGGAGCAGGUGAAGGGAGUAUUGGACGCCAUCAAUAAUAACGCGCCCAGUCGCUUGGCGAAUGCGUGGCUGAAUCCCUUCGAGCGCCUCCACUAUUGGUAUGACAAACAGAUGCGAAUCUGUCAAAGUGUGCUCUCAUCCAGUGGACUGGAUGAGCUUAUGGCACUCUCUAGAGGCUCGGGCGUGGAGGAACCGUUUGACGUGAUCAUCUACGAUGCCACAUAUGGCCACUCCUGUUUGCUGACACUGACACAGCUUUUCGAGGAGGUACCCAUUGUGGCAGUCAGUGCAUCGCAUAUCACACCGGAUUUUCUGCAGGUUGUGCCUGGCACGCAGCUGCAACCUGCCACUGUGCCACAUUUCGCCAGCUCACACGACAUGCGCAUGAAUUUCUUCGAACGUCUACACAACACACUGAUCUAUGCCGCCGGCCAGUUCUUUCGUCAGUUCACGGUUUUGCGCGUACAAGAGGCUCUUCUGGCACGGCAUGAGGCAUUGCUGACAGCUCAUGUAAAACCCACUUUUGAGCGCAUAAACGAGCGUGUUAAAGUCGCGUUGGUUAAUAGUCAUCCAGCGUUCGAUUAUGUGCACUCGUUGCCGCCGAAUGUUAUUCAAGUCGCUGGCCUACAAUUUGAUAACAUCAAUCGGCCGCUUUUGGUGGAGAUGCAAGCGUUCAUUGACAACUCACUUGAUGGUGUCUUCAUUAUCAAUAUUGGCGCUGAACUCUUAACAUCGUCACUCAUCGAGCAGGUACUCAGUGUUGUCGAUAAAUUCCCUGAAUAUGGUUUUGUUUGGGGUGUAAAGAAGAUUAUGAUACCCGCGGCUGGCAGAAAAAAUCUCUAUGUGGGAAAAUGGUUGAAGAAGAGCAAUAUUUUGGCACAAAACAAAGUAAUUGGCGUUAUUACCGGCGGCAGUCAUAUGGAAGUGCAGGAGGCGCUCUACCACGGAGUACCUAUCAUCGCAAUAAAGAAUAACUUGCAACCACCAAGUAUCGCCACUCGCGUGCAGUCAUUGGGCAUCGGCCUAAGCGUGGAUUUAAGUGCUGGCGCUGAACAGCUCCAAAGCGCCAUCUCAGCAUUAGCUACGCAGCCACAUUACACAGAGAAUGCGAAAUCUCGACAGGUGGCUUUUCGUAAUCGGCCACAAAGUGCGCUCGAUGAGGCACUCUGGUGGAUUGAGCAUGUCUUGGCGCACCCGAAUGAAAGCGGUUACCUUUACUCGGAGGCAGUUGCUGAAACGGGUUUCUUCGUUUUACAUUCCUUGGACGCCAUGUCUGUGCUGCUCUUCAUGUUGGUAAUGUUCUUGGUGAAUGCUUAUGUUGUGCUGAAACAGUUAAGGGAACAAUGGGGCAAGAAGCCCACUGAGAAUGUGGACAAAGAGAAAAGUCUGAAGCGUAAAACGAAAAAAACAAAUGGCAGCAAGAAGAAGGCGGAGUGAGGCGGACUAGACUGCAGCCAAAAAUUAGAAAUAAAUAUUUAAUUAUUUUAAUAAAUUAAUGAAAUUAACUCGCUAUAAACGCGGUUACAAGAA
Molecule: messenger RNA, 1872 nt
Organism: Zeugodacus cucurbitae (melon fly)
Lineage: Eukaryota; Metazoa; Arthropoda; Insecta; Diptera; Tephritidae
Gene: Ugt305A1
Product: UDP-glycosyltransferase UGT5
Exons: 5
Coding region: 118-1779 (553 amino acids)
Molecular function (GO): UDP-glycosyltransferase activity
Source: RefSeq, a predicted model, not a curated record